Molecule: messenger RNA, 453 nt
Organism: Iphiclides podalirius (scarce swallowtail)
Lineage: Eukaryota; Metazoa; Arthropoda; Insecta; Lepidoptera; Papilionidae
Source: the annotation of a GenBank genome assembly
AUGAUUAAAAGACUAUCGGAGAAAAUGGCGACAGAAGGCGGCUUGGCUCCCAGCAGCGAUGACAUGCCCGUGGGUGGACCCAAGACGCCCCAGCAAAUCGCGGCGCAGCGCCGCCUACAACAGACCCAGGCUCAAGUCGACGAGGUGGUUGACAUUAUGAAAACAAAUGUCGAGAAAGUGCUGGAGCGAGACCAAAAGCUAUCGGAAUUGGAUGACCGAGCCGAUGCACUCCAGCAGGGUGCUUCGCAAUUUGAACAGCAAGCUGGCAAACUGAAAAGCAAAUUUUGGUUGCAAAACUUAAAGGUAACUUUGGAUGAUGAUAAUCGCUGCUGUUAUUGGAAUCAUCAUAUUGGCUUUAAUCAUCGGUCUGUAAACACCCGAGGAGGAUCGGCGCCGCGCACCAUUCAACAUCGACAUCUUGGUUCCGGCAAUAUAUUCUUUUUUUUUUUACAU